Messenger RNA from Elephantulus edwardii (Cape elephant shrew), 1844 nucleotides. RefSeq names its product tripeptidyl peptidase I (gene TPP1). Gene Ontology annotation, molecular function: tripeptidyl-peptidase activity; serine-type endopeptidase activity. Lineage: Eukaryota; Metazoa; Chordata; Mammalia; Macroscelidea; Macroscelididae. The transcript is spliced from 13 exons. Gene Ontology annotation, biological process: central nervous system development; proteolysis. The record is from RefSeq and is a predicted model, not a curated record. Bases 1 to 1719 code for a protein of 572 amino acids.
AUGACAGCUAGUCCGAAGAAAGGCGGAAUGGGGCUCCGAACCUGCCUCCUGGGGUUCCUUUCCCUCAGCGUCGUUGGCAAAUGCAGUUACAGUCCGGAGCCCGACCAACAGCGGACACUGCCCCCAGGCUGGGUGUCCCUGGGCCGUUUGGACCCUGAGGAAGAGCUAAGUCUCACUUUUGCGCUGAAACAGCAGAACUUGAAGAGACUUGCCAAGCUGGUGCAAGCGGUGUCUGAUCCUACCUCUCCUCAAUACGGAAAAUACCUGACCCUCGAGGACGUGGCUGAGCUGGUCCGGCCAUCACCACUGACCCUUCAGACAGUCCAAAAAUGGCUCUUGGCAGCUGGAGCCCGGGAUUGUCAUUCAGUGACUACACAGGACUUUCUGACUUGCUGGCUGAGUGUCCGACAGGCCGAACUCCUGCUCUCUGGAGCUGAGUUUCAUCGCUAUGUGGGGGGACCUGCAGAGACCCAGGUUGUAAGGUCUCCACACCCCUACCAGCUCCCACAGGCCUUGGCCCUUCAUGUGGACUUUGUGGGGGGGCUGCACCGCUUCCCCCCAACAUCAUCCCUGAGGCAGCGCCCUGAGCCACAGGUGACAGGGACUGUUGGCUUUCAUAUGGGGGUGACCCCAUCUGUGAUCCGUGAACGGUACAACCUGACAGCACAAGAUGUGGGCUCCGGGACCACCAACAACAGCCAGGCUUGUGCUCAGUUCCUGGAGCAGUACUUCCAUGACUCAGACCUGGCUAAGUUCAUGAGUCUCUUUGGUCGGAGCUUUGUCCACCAGGCAUCUGUAGCCCGAGUGAUUGGAAAACAGGGCCGGGGCCGGGCCGGAAUCGAGGCCAGUCUUGACGUGCAGUAUCUGAUGAGUGCUGGUGCCAACAUCUCCACCUGGGUGUAUAGCAGUCCUGGCCGGCAUGAGGCACAGGAGCCCUUCCUGCAGUGGCUCCUCCUGCUCAGCAAUGAGUCAGCCCUGCCCCCUGUGCACACGGUGAGCUAUGGAGAUGAUGAGGACUCCCUGAGCAGUGCCUACAUCCAGCGGGUCAACACUGAGUUCAUGAAAGCUGCCGCGCGGGGCCUCACCUUGCUUUUUGCCUCAGGUGACAGUGGGGCUGGGUGUUGGUCUGUUUCUGGAAGACACCAGUUCCGUCCCAGCUUCCCUGCCUCCAGCCCCUAUGUCACCACAGUGGGAGGCACAUCCUUCCAGAAUCCUUUCCGUGUGACAAAUGAGAUUGUUGACUAUAUCAGUGGUGGUGGCUUCAGUAAUGUGUUUCCGCGGCCUUCAUACCAGGAGGAAGCUGUAGCCCGGUUUCUGAGCUCCAGCCCCCAUUUACCACCAUCUAGUUAUUUCAAUGCCAGUGGUCGUGCCUACCCAGAUGUGGCUGCACUCUCUGAUGGCUACUGGGUGGUCAGCAACGGUAUACCCACUCCAUGGGUGUCUGGCACCUCGGCUUCUACUCCAGUAUUUGGGGGACUCCUGUCUCUGAUAAAUGAGCACAGAAUCCUCAGUGGCCGGCCCCCUCUUGGCUUUCUCAAUCCAAGGCUCUACCAGAAGCGUGGAGCAGGACUCUUUGAUGUGACCCAUGGCUGCCACGAAUCCUGUCUGAAUGAAGAAGUGGAGGGUCAGGGGUUCUGCUCCGGCCCUGGCUGGGAUCCUGUGACAGGCUGGGGAACACCCAACUUCCCAGCUUUGCUUAAGACGCUACUCACUCCUUGACGUUUUCCUGCCAGCAGAGCUGACCUGCCCUCUGCCUUGCCAGUGGCUUGACCCCUUAUUUUGCUGUGCUGAACCCUCAACCAUUGGCUGCCACAGACAUCUUACCUCCCUAACUUUGUAAUGCU